AAACUGCGACCAAGAGAUGCCAAAUCCUCUUUUUAUUCUUUAGUUUUCUUACAUUGACAUCUGGAUUAUUACCAGCUCUUUUUUUUCUUUUGAAACACUUACCAGCUCAUUCUUCCUUUUAUUGUUUAAACUGUCUCUAUUUUAGCAUUUUUAAAUUUAUUUCUAAAUUCAUCGACCUAUCUUUCUCUCGUUUAUAUAUUAAUUUAUUGCCUAUUUAGCAAAGUAUGAAAAACAGAGUGUUAUACUCGUGGUUCCUUGGCUCUGCGAAUCUGGUCAACAAUUGGGCUUAUCACGGGAUCUGGCAUGAUAUUUCAUACAGAACAGUGAGGACCCGUGACUAUAUGCUUUCCUUUGUUUCUUCACCUGAAAAAAAAGAGAUAGAGAGUGGCGAUGGCUAUUCGGAGGCGAUCUUCACAGCCGCAACAGAUGGAGCUCCGGUGAUAGCAGUUCAAGCUUGGAUGGUGCUCUCGGACUUUCCCUGGUCUUCGAUCUGCAGCAGAGAAGCUGAACCGACAACACAUCCAAGCAUGGGCGAUGGGUUCUUCUUCUCUUCUUCCUCCUCGGGCUUCUACUGUUUACAUAUGAGGACGACAUGCAUGUACAGAGUGAUCAUCAUCUACUGUUGGAACUUUACAUCAGCUACUGCCUACUGCCUUUUGAACAUUAUAUAUGGCUCUUAUUCAGCUUUCUCAUGGAACCCACACUUCUUUGAAAGCAACUCAUCUCCAGAUGGCAAAUGAGGGUGAAAAUCAUGGAGCAGACCAACCUAUGAAUGUCUUAGGUGUUCUUAAUCCUUCCAGAGUGAAUGGAUCAUUGUGGUUCAAAUGUGAUUCCGUAAUCACUAAUGAGAUAAGAACAAUCAUCCGAUCUGAUUUUCCUGGCCCGUAUCGAAACUGGUCAACUACACCGCAACAUGUGAAAGAGCGAUGGUGGUUCACAUUCAAGAGCAAAUUCUUUUGGAAUCACUUGAUUGAAUCCGAGGUGCGUAAGAUGUUUUGCAAAUGUGCUGAGACUAAACUGAUCAAUAUGAUCAGCCGAGUAAAAGAAAGAGAUAAGCAGCCAUAUUGGAUCCUUGAUGAUUACUACAAAGACUUGGUUGCCUACUGGGGAACAGAUAAAGCUAAGGAAAAAAAGUAAAAAAGCGUCUAAGAGUCGAAUGUCAGAUCGAGCGGGCUGGGACCUCAUAAACACCGAUCUGGCUCACGUUCAUAUGCUAGGGUUGCCGAUAUAUUGGUAAGACUUGUUUUCAUAUGUACUACUUUAAAUAUUAUUUUGUAACACUUCUCCUUUGUAGAAAGAAAAGAACGGAGAUGCAUCUUACAUUGAUGUUCUUUGUGAGACACACAAGAAAUCAGACGGGUCAUUUGUGGAUGAAAGGGCAAGGCUAAUUAGUGAAAGAUUUGAAAAAAAUGUAGCUGAUCAUAUGCUUGAAGAUGAUGUCCUAGUCACAGAAGAGCUAACUUCUGAGAAGAAGAAUCAAAUGUAUUUGAAGUUGGUUGAUUCAACACAAGGUCGUGUGUUUGGUCUUGGAGCUCUUCUUAGUGAGGUUUCACUCAAUGCUAAAAUGCCAGUCACCAUUGAAGCCACUUAGAAAAUGAUGAGUUGAAGAAAAAUGUACAAGACAUUUCUCAAGAAAAUGAAGAUAUCAAUGAAAGGUUGAGCAAACUUGAAGGCUUGGAGAAAAUGAUUGCCAUCCUUUGUCCAGCUAUUCUAUCCAAGGUGUCAACAACCAAGUUUAAAUUGGUUGCUUUUGUUAUUCGAAGGUUUUAUUAGUUUUUUCUAGUUUUAAAUUAUUGCUGGUUUUUCUCUAUUAAUGCAUUGUUGAUUUUUUUUUUAAUAUUUUAGUUUAUUUAAUAAAAUUGGUGUUUGACU
Brassica napus (rape) is the source of this 1872-nucleotide messenger RNA. RefSeq lists its product as uncharacterized. Bases 670 to 1137 code for a protein of 155 amino acids. NCBI's taxonomy places the organism in Eukaryota, Viridiplantae, Streptophyta, Magnoliopsida, Brassicales, Brassicaceae. The record is from RefSeq and is a predicted model, not a curated record. The transcript has 6 exons.